CUGCGCCCCUUUGGUGCGUUCGUCGAUAUUGGCGGCGCGGACGGUCUACUGCACGUCAGUGAAAUCGGGUGGACACCGGUCAGCCACCCGCGCGAUGUUUUGCGGGUGGGCGAGCGCAUUCAGGUCGAAGUACUGCGCCUGGACCAGGAACGCAGCCGCAUCGCGCUUAGCCGCAAACGGCUUUUGUCGAAUCCCUGGGAGAGCAUUGAAGAGCGCUAUAAGGUGAAUGACACGAUUCUGGUCACCGUUACAAGAGUGAUAGAUUUUGGCGCAUUCGCCCAACUUGAACCGGGAAUCGAAGGGCUGAUCCACAUCAGCGAACUUGCCGAUAUCACUGUAGCCGAGCCACUCAAGAUGGUAAGCAGCGGUGAUCGCAUUCCGGUCAAAAUCCUACGCAUUCACCCGGACCGGCAACGCAUCGGCCUGAGCCGACGUCAGUCCGACGAAAUAAUCGGGCAGGCGCUGCUGGAGACGGAGGCAGAGAGUUACGAGAUCCGCGCUGCUGAGUAG
Geodia barretti is the source of this 510-nucleotide messenger RNA. Lineage: Eukaryota; Metazoa; Porifera; Demospongiae; Tetractinellida; Geodiidae. The record is from the annotation of a GenBank genome assembly.